CCUCUAGGGUUCUCAACGGUGUUUGGUGUUUUCCAAGAAUAUUACUCUGCUCAUGAUGUGCUGCAGGGUAACAAAGGAGACUUAGCUACUGUGGGAACUACAUCUACUGGAAUCCUCUACCUUCUAUCACCAAUUACCUUUACGCUGUUGACCCGAUACCCACGUCUACAAGCUUGGUGUGCGCCAACAGGACUGAUUAUAACCGUCGUUGGCUCUUUGCUUUCCUCGUUUUCAACCCAGAUCUGGCAUUUGAUUGCGACCCAGGGUGUUAUAUGUGCCCUGGGGAAUGGUCUAUUGUUCAGCCCUUCGUCCCUCUAUCUGGAUCAAUGGUUCUUACGGAGGAAGGGCCUUGCCAUUGGGAUAAUGUGGGCAGCAAAGAGCAUUACUGGCGUCGCAUUACCAUUUAUUGCAAACGCCAGCUUGAAUAAAUUUGGCUCGAGCACCACAUUGAGAGCAUGGACUGUGAUUACGUUGAUCACUGUCUUACUAUCAUUGCCGUACAUGAAGCCUCGAAUCCCUGUGUCCUCAUCUGCCUCAGCCCGACGCCUGGAUCUCAGCUUCCUUAGAAUGGGCACAUUCUGGGUGCUCCAGGCCGGAAACAUCAUUCAAAGCUUUGGAUACUUCCUGCCGUCUACAUAUCUUCCAACUUACUCAACAACAACAGUAGGUCUCCCUGAAUUUAUGGGGACACUGCUUAUCUCCAUUUUCAACGCUACUUCUGUCUUUGGGGGUAUUGCAGUGGGCAUGCUCUGUGACCGUAUCAAUGUCACAAAUGUCCUACUUUUUUCUUCAGUCGGAUCAGCUCUCUCUGUUUUUCUCUUCUGGGGGCUGGCUUCAAGUUCAUCUUCGGAUUCAGGUUCUUCCCAAGCAGGAAUGGGAUUACUCACCGUGUUCUCCAUUUUUUAUGGAUUUUUUGCGGGUGGCUUUAGCUCAACGUGGUCAGGAAUUAUCACACAGAUCAAACGUGACUCUUCUCCAUCACUGGAAACUGGACUGGUGUUUGGCCUUUUGGCUGGUGGUAGGGGUAUUGGCAAUGUCAUCAGUGGGCCUUUGAGCUCGGUCUUGAUAAGCCAAGGAGCUUUGGGACAUGAUGGAAAUACGGGGUACGAUACAAAGUAUGGGACUCUGAUUCUAUUUACGGGGAUUACUGCGCUUCUUGGUGCUUGGAGCUGGAUGUGGCGCCUUCCUAGUCCAGUUGUAUGUUGUCGCAAUUAA
This is a messenger RNA of Penicillium malachiteum, 1215 nucleotides long. Its product is annotated as putative MFS monocarboxylate transporter. Gene Ontology annotation, biological process: transmembrane transport. The annotation marks the transcript as partial. Gene Ontology annotation, cellular component: fungal-type vacuole membrane. Gene Ontology annotation, molecular function: transmembrane transporter activity. The record is from RefSeq and is a predicted model, not a curated record. NCBI's taxonomy places the organism in Eukaryota, Fungi, Ascomycota, Eurotiomycetes, Eurotiales, Aspergillaceae. The transcript is spliced from 3 exons.